Messenger RNA from Blepharisma stoltei, 1647 nucleotides. Lineage: Eukaryota; Ciliophora; Heterotrichea; Heterotrichida; Blepharismidae. The record is from the annotation of a GenBank genome assembly.
AUGGCUCACAAGAGCACGACUGAUCAAAUUUUUACUCUGGACACCAUAAUCGACUGCAGGACUGCGAAUAAUAAGCCAACAUGAUGUGCGUUCCUUGAUCUGAGAAAAGCAUUUGACUCAGUACCCAGGAGACUGCUGUUGCAAACAAUGAUGAAAAGAGGAGUGGAAGGAAAAACCAUAAACAUGAUCAGUGCCAUGAUGAAAGAUGAGUGGAGUUCAAUAAUUAUGAAUGAUCAGCCUCAGAAAUGAAUCCACAUACAGAAGGGGGUCAGACAAGGAGGAUGUGUCUCACCACUUGCCUUUAACUUUAUACCGAACGAAUUAGCCAUCAGAUUAAAGCAGAAAAAUUAUGGAGUUCAACUAGGCCCUGAUGUAAAUAUUGGUCUGCUGUUAUAUGCAGAUGAUAUAGUUCUUAUAUCCGAAUCAAAAGUAAACCUGCAGAAACUAUGUCAUGAGGUUGAGGAAUGGGCAAGGGAAUUUAAAUUAACAAUAAAUGAGGACAAAUCUGAGGUCAUGUGCUUUAAUGAAGCAUGCAAAGGCUCGGUCAGAAUUAAUGGAAACAUCCUAAAGGUCUCAAAUAACUUCAGGUACCUAGGAUUUAUAUUGGGAAAGAGGGUAAAGGACAUAAAACACUUCGAAAACAGGCUUCGGUCUAUGAGAGUAGCAUCUGGAGCGUUCCUUGGUAUCCUAAAUGCGAUGAAAAGCAUAACAAUAAGUACAAAGAGACAGAUGGUGCAAGCAUGCAUAAACUCUGUAGCUCUGUACGCAACAGAAGCAGCCUCUAGAGAGGAAAUCACUGAAAGGAUAAUCGCUGAGAUGGAGAAGAUACAACGUAGAGGGUUAAGAGUUAUCCUAAAUUCACCACAAGCCACAGCAAAUGAAACUCAUCUAAUAGACUUAGGGAUGAUGUCUGUAAGAGCCUUGCUGGAUAAAAGAGCUUUAUUAUUCAGGGCGAAAGUAUCAAAUGCAAAAGAAGGGAGCAUACUCAAAAAUUUAGUAAAAAUCAAUUAUGAGGAGAAACUGGGUUGAGAAAAAAGAUGUAGAGACUUAUUGGACAAAUACGGGCUGGAUGAUUGCAUGUUGCUAGGAGAGGAAAAUCUGAAGCGGUGGCGAAGAAAAAUGCACAUGGCCAUAUGAAAAGCGGACAGGGAAUGGUGCAUUCAAAGGAUGCGAGAAGAAACCUGAAAAACCACGACACUAUUUUGCGAUAUGAAUGCUGUUACCUGAAAAAUGGCUGAAUACACAAAGCUAAAUCCUAAAGAUGUGAACGGCGCAAGGGAAAUUUUCAGGUUAAGAGCAGGUUUUAACUGCACGAACUUGUGCCAAUUUAUAAGGCAUCAGACGAAAAAUGCGAUAUGUGAACAUUGCGACUGACAAAUACAGGAUGAAAAACAUUUAAUAGAAGAUUGUCCAAGGUUUAAUAACGAAAGAACGAAAUUACUAAUGAAUUUGAAGACAUACAUAGAUAGUGAUGAAGAUUUGAAUUUGAUGGAUGUUGUGCUGGAUUCUUGAAGAUAUGAAGAAAAAAAGAACAAGCUGGAAUUGACAAGGAAUCAGGUUGACGAAAUUGAUGCUCAUGCUAAGGAAUUUAUCAAGAUAAUUACGAAAAGCAAAAAAUUAAGACGCCUUGGGCGUGAUAAAACGUAA